AUGUCGGCAAACAACGGUACAUCAAGCGGGCAAGCUUCUAAUGGCUCAGAAUCUGCCGUGGUUCCUAGGGACGUUCGUCUUCUUCAUUUGAUGUUCGCUACACAAGGAAUUCAAAACUAUCAAGACCAUGUUCCAUUACAACUCAUGGAUUUUGCUCACAGAUACACAACAUCAAUCUUGAAAGAUGCUCUAGCGUAUAAUGACCAUUCGCGUAAUGUUGUUGGUGGAACAAACAAUAAUAACACGGUCAAUACAGACGACAUAAGGUUGGCCAUUGCUUCGAAAACAAACUACCAAUUCAAGCCCACACCACCAAAGGAACUAAUGUUGGAGUUGGCACACGAACGUAAUUCCAAGAGUCUCCCGCCAGUGAUUCCAAAGUGGGGUCUUAAUUUGCCUCCGGAAAAAUACUGUCUCACUGCUCGCGAUUGGGACACUUUGGAAGAGGAAAUUGAGGAUAUGGAGGGUACCAAGAAACAAAGGAGGUAG
Messenger RNA from Clavispora lusitaniae ATCC 42720, 489 nucleotides. It is a transcript of the gene TAF9, whose product is annotated as chromatin modification protein. Gene Ontology annotation, molecular function: transcription coactivator activity; RNA polymerase II general transcription initiation factor activity; protein heterodimerization activity. NCBI's taxonomy places the organism in Eukaryota, Fungi, Ascomycota, Pichiomycetes, Serinales, Metschnikowiaceae. The record is from RefSeq and is a predicted model, not a curated record. Gene Ontology annotation, biological process: RNA polymerase II preinitiation complex assembly; DNA-templated transcription initiation. Gene Ontology annotation, cellular component: transcription factor TFIID complex; SAGA complex.